CUGUUCGUCCACGUUCUCUUCACCAAAACAUCCUCGAGCAGCAAACAAACGGCCGCGGAGCUACGAUGUUUUCUGUUUUCACCAACCGGAGAGACAAAAAGGACCGAAAAAACGGUGCGGGUGUGGCUCAGCGUGACCGACAUCUUAGCAGCGAGUAGCCGAAAGGAGGACCUGUGCGAGUGUUUUUUUCGCGGGGCUGCCGCCGGAGAGCUGGGCUCCGACAAGGCUGGGCGGGGUGAUGUUUAGGUUCCGGUAUAAAGGCAGCGACAAAAUGGGAACCAGACGAGAUGUGAAGCCGGCAGCCCGCGCUGUGCUCUUAUCCUGGAGACUAGAAUGAGAAGUUGGUCGUCCGGGUGUGAAAGGGCGACGGUAUAACCGUCUGGGGAGGCCGCUGGCGGGGGAGAAGCGUGUCGCUGCCGCGUCCCUCCGCCCCUCGUCCGCCAGUACCAUGAGGACGAUCUUUACAUUCUGCUGUCUCUUCCUUAUUACCGGCGGAGCGUACCGGGCGUGGGCCACCGGAAACCUCACUGUGGAUGGCAGCAACAGGACCAACGUGACGGCCGACAGCAGCAGCAGGUAUAUCACAAUCGGGGACGGGUCAUUGCAGGAGUUCGAGUUCCCUGAAUACACCAACGGCGUGAUUGUAAUCUCCAGCCGAUACCGGAGCCCCGCGGCCGGCAGAACGGGCCGCCAGAGCUUAAAGCAGACGGUGAGAGUUCACUCCUUGGAACCGGAGGUCCUCUCGAUCAUCAACGUGACGGACGGCGGCCACGGAGGACCGGCUCAGAGCUACAUUAUCAACAUCCGUUCUGGGCUGCCGGGCAAGGCUCAGCUGCAGAUCCAGCUGCUGGACCUGGACCAGGGCUCGGUGCCGGUUCUGAUUGAGGAGAGGACAGAUUACUGCAUCAAAGUGGAGCCCGGUGAGGAUGACCCUGCCACCCGGCUCAUCCAGUCGGGUGGUCUGUCCCAUUUCUCUGAGAACCCCGUUCUGUUUGCCUUGCUGCCCCUCAUAUUUGUCAACAAGUGUGCCUUUGGGUGCAAGGUGGAGGUGGAGGUGCUGCGGGGGCUGCUGAAGAGCCCCAUGCCGCUGCUCCUAGGCGCACUGGGUCAGUUCCUGGUGAUGCCUUUAUACGCCUACUGUGUGUCCCAGCUGGCCUCACUGCCCAAGGCACUCGCUCUGGGGUUGGUCAUAACCUGUUCUGCCCCAGGUGGAGGGGGAGGAUACCUGUACAGCCUGCUGCUCGGAGGCGACGUCACGCUAGCCAUCUCCAUGACGCUGGUCUCCACAGUGGUGGCGGCGGCAGCCAUGCCUUUGUCGUCAGCCCUGUACGGUUGGCUUCUGGGUGUCCACGCUGCCCUGCACGUGCCCUUUGUGAAGAUCCUGGGCACCUUGCUGUUCAUCGCUAUCCCCAUCUCACUGGGCAUGCUGGUGAAGCUGCGGCUGCCCGCCCUCACUCGCGUCCUGUUGGCGCUCAUCCGACCCUUCAGCUUCGUGCUCAUCGUGGGCGGCAUCUUCAUGGCCUACCAAAUGGGAGCGUCCAUCCUGGCCAACGUCCAGCCCCAAAUCGUGGUCGUUGGGAUUACGGUGCCUUUGCUGGGCCUGGUGGUCGGGGCUGUCCUGGCCAAGCUGGCGGGCCUUUCUCCGCCACAGAGGAAGACGGUCAGCAUCGAAGUGGGCGUCCAGAACAGCCUGCUGGCUCUCGCGGUCAUGCAGCUGUCUUUCCGGCGACUGGAGGCAGACUUUGCGUCGCAGGCGCCCUUCAUCGUGGCCCUCAGCAGCACCUCGGAGAUGCUGCUCAUUGUGCUGGGAUACGUCGCCCAGCGGAGGCUGUGCGGCUCGGCCGCCCCCAGGAGCGACACCUGAUUGUAGCUGCAGUUUUGCUCUUAACGUCCUUCUAAGAAUGAACCCUUUGAAUCCUGUGGAAAUCUGGUGUCCCUCUGUCUCAGCCUCAAGAUGCCCAACAAUCACCAACCCAACAUCACUGUUGUUGUACACAGGACAGUGAAUGGACUUUUUAUGGGACUUUUGUUGUCAUUUUGGUUUUGUUUUUUUUUGUUUUUUUCAUGAAAACCAAAGGCCUUUUCCCCCUCUGAGACCUUUUUGUGUUUAUUUUCCGGUAUGUACUUUUUCAGAUGAGAUUCUACUGUGAGGUAAAUGUAAAUAUUCUUAAGAAGACAAAUCCCUAUUAAAAGAAAAGAUAUUUUUCUACCAGAUUACUUUUUUUUUUUUUUUUUGUGAUCAAAAAGCAAAGACUGAUAUUUGUAUCAUGUUUACAAGAGGUCCAUGUGUCUUAGCCUGUGGAGGGGGAGGUUUUGGGGGGUGGGGUUAAAGUGGAAACUUUUGUGACUCAAACGGAAACAUGGUGAAAUUAUUUUGAAAGUAUUUGCCUCUGAUUGUGUGUCCUGGAUCUUUAAAUCCAUGUACUUGAAUAUUUGCAAAGAGAAAUUAAGAAAAAGUCAAUAAAAAAAAAAAAAAAAAAA
Messenger RNA from Oreochromis aureus, 2481 nucleotides. RefSeq names its product solute carrier family 10 member 3 (gene slc10a3). The record is from RefSeq and is a predicted model, not a curated record. Gene Ontology annotation, molecular function: bile acid:sodium symporter activity. NCBI's taxonomy places the organism in Eukaryota, Metazoa, Chordata, Actinopteri, Cichliformes, Cichlidae. The coding region runs from base 449 to 1864 and encodes 471 amino acids. Gene Ontology annotation, cellular component: membrane. Gene Ontology annotation, biological process: bile acid and bile salt transport. The transcript has a single exon.